AUGACUCUCCUGAGCAAAAGAGCGACACUUAAGGGUCACCUGACUCGCAUUGAAAAUUAUGUUGAUUCCGUUCGCAAGGAUGAGGCUUCCUUUUCGGCUACAGAUAUUGCCUCCAACAUAACUAAACUUGAUGACCUUAAAGCUCAACUCACAAUGGUUCAUGAAGAGCUAGUGAAUACGGGAAAUAAUUCGGUGACUGAAUAUGAGGAGCCCUCGAGAAUCAUGGAGCGAAUUAGUCAGUUGAGGAGAAUUUUGGGUGAUGCUUUGGACCGGAAGGAUGAUAAUGAUGAUCCUUUGCCCAUCCCUGGCCCUUCUGGCUCUAAUCAUCAGCCAUCAGCUCAAAUUUCUGGUGAUUCGUCAAUUGCUAAUUUAGAAAAAGCUCUUGCCAUGCUCAUUACUCAUCAAGCACAAGCAGAGGUGCGCAAUCAGAACUUUUUCGAUAGGCUGACCAAUGUAGUGGCCCACAGUCCACGGCCAGAACCACACGACGUCAGAAAUCAGUCCCAUUUGAAGCUCCCUGUGUUAACGGUCCCAGAAUUUUCCGGUGAUUACACUGUCUGGCAUCACUUUAAAGACAUGUUCACCAGCAUUGUUCAUCUUAACCCUCGCCUCACUGAUGUGCAACGUAUGCAAUAUUUGGUCUCCUCAGUCAAGGGAAAUGCGAAGAAGUUGAUUGAUAGUUUGGCCAUCACAGAUGCCAAUUAUUCUGUUGCGUGGGACACAUUAGUGGGACAAUAUGACGAUCAGCAGUCUGUUGUUCAUCAUCACCUUGCGCGCUUUUGCACGAUGCCAGCAAUUUCCACUCCCUCAGUUGAUGCUCUUACGGAUCUUUUUGCCACCGCCAAUUCAGUUUUAAAUUCCCUCGACGCACUUGAUGUCAAGGAAAGAGAUCCGUGGGUCAUUUAUUUGCUUUUGGAGAAGCUCGACCAUGAAACCCAAGUUCUGUGGUCUCGCGAGGUUAAGAGUCAAUCACCAACGAUGGUCCAAUUCUUGCAGUUUCUGAGAGAGAGACUAAAGUCCAUCGCACAGUACAAUUCUUACCCGGCCAAAUCCUCAUCUCAGGCCACCAAGUCCACUCCAGCUGGCCCAACCAGCAAUAAGCAUCUCAAGCCACAAAAAGCCACAGUUCUCUCUGCCACUGCACAAUCUCCUUGUCCUGGAUGCAAAAAAGAAGGCCACAAGUUGUUCAAGUGUCACAAGUUCAUUGCCAUGCCCUCCAUAGAACGUCUGGAACUUGUCAGGAACAACAAACUGUGCCGAAAAUGUAUCACCGAGACACAUUUGACGAAGGAUUGUACCUUUUUCACUUGCCGGAAAUGCUCCAAACACCACAACACACUUUUGCACGAAGCCUUUCAGUCUGAGUCCUCACAAUCCACUCCUGCUCAGCAGCAGACCCAAUCGAAUGAUAGGCCCACAGACACUUCACAGUCUGACUCCACAGCCAUUGUCGGCUCUUCCACUGCCUCUCGCCCUGCUGUGAAGGUAUUUCUAGAGACGGUUGUGGUACGAGUCUUGGAUAAGUUCGGUGUUCCGCAGCUGUGCAGAGCUUUGCUGGAUUCCGGAGCUCAAGUCAAUCUGAUUUCACAGCCCCUAUUCCAAAGACUUCGGCUGCCCAAAUCUCUGUCCGACGUGUACAUUGGGAGGGUGGUUGGAGGUGGAGCUAAGUCCAAAUUCCAGGCUGAAUGUUGUGUGCAGGCAGUUGACAAUCAAGAUGUCCAUUUUUCGAUGACAUGCCAAAUUGUUCCCGCAGUGUUGGAACAAAAGUUGCCUAAUUGGAAGGUACAGGUGGAUCAGAUCGCCAUUCCCUCAGAGAUCUCCCUUGCCGACCCAACAUGGCAUGUGUCUCAGCCCAUUGAUUUGCUGAUAAGCAACGAAUUCUAUAACGAGAUAUUCACCAGACAGAUAAUGAGAUUGGGCAAAGGCUUGCCAAUUCUCAAAGAAAGUUGCUUUGGGUGGGUUGUUUCUGGUGCCCAUGCUAGCUCGUCACAGACGCGACAAUCAGACCAGGUCGCGUAUGUUGGAACGACGCUGGCCUCCAUCGACUCAUCGGUCCGGAAGUUUUGGGAAAUAGAAGAAGUUUCCACUGCCCAUCCUAAGACCCUUGAUCAUGAGAUCGUGGAGAACUGCUUCCAAGAGUCCACUGUCCGCGAUGACACUGGAAGAUAUGUUGUGAAGAUCCCCUUUCGCCCCAGUUUAGUGCGUCUUCAUAACAAUUUGCCAAAUGCCACCAGACAAUUUCUCAGUCUCGAGCGUCGUUUGUCCGCCAACCCAGAGAUAAAAAGCCAAUAUCACGCUGCGAUGCAGGAGAAUUUCGACUUGCGAUUUUUUGAGGAGGUUCCCCCAGAUGAGAUCACUUCCACUUCUUACUAUAUGCCUCAUCACGCUGUUGCUAAGAAGUCCUCCUCAGGAGUUAAAGUUCGCAUCGUCAUGAAUGCCAGUUCAAAAUCCCAAACAGGCCUCAGCCUGAAUGAUGUUGCCAUGGUGGGCCCGACAGUUCAGCCCGACAUCGUCGCAAUUCUCCUCAGAUUCCGAGAACACCCUUUUGCAUUCUGUUGUGAUAUCCAGAAGAUGUAUCCUCAGGUGCUAAUUCAUCCCUCCCACAAAGACUCCCAUCGCAUUGUGUGGCGAUUCCGAGAUUCGGAACCCAUUCGUCAUUAUAGGGCAAGAGGAGUUUGCUUCGGUGUAAGUUCAUCGCCUUAUCUCGCGACAAGAGUCCUCAUCGAUCUGGCAGAUAGAGAAGAGGUAAAAUUUCCACUCGCUGCCAAGGCACUGAAAGAGAAUUUUUAUGUGGACGAUUGUCUCGCAUCAUGCCCAUCCAUUUCCGAUGCGCUUGAAACUCAACGGCAGUUGAAAGAAUUGUUGAGUUCCGCUGGCAUGACGCUCGCCAAAUGGUGUGUCAGCAGUCCAGAAAUCACAGAGGAAGUAGAGCCCUCACAGGUGCGCAGCAUCUUUCCUGAACAAUCCAAGGCUCUAGGCAUGCUUUGGCACCCUCAGGAUGAUGUUUUCGUCUUCCAGCUCACUCGAGAUUUCAUUGACGUCAAUUCAAAGCGAGAAGUCCUCGCGGCAAUUGCGUCACUUUAUGAUCCUCUUGGUUUCGUCUCUCCAGUGAUUGUUAUCGGAAAAUUGAUCAUGCAGGCCCUUUGGAAAGAGGAAAAGUUGGAUUGGGAUGAUCCGCUUCCGGAACAUAUCAGUUCCCAAUGGAAACAAUUAGCCGAAGGUCUUCCAACCCUUCAGGAGAUCAAAGUUCAGCGCCCAAUGUCGACUUUGACGUCUCCCAAGUCCACCGAGUUGCAUGUCUUCUGCGACAGCAGCUCAGUUGCAUAUGGUGCCGUGGCUUAUGUGGUCACAGAGGAUGAUAUCCAUGGUCGCCAGUCUCAGAUUCUGAUGGCAAAGUCGCGCAUUGCUCCCACAUCGUCGAUCACCAUCCCCAAAUUGGAAUUGUGUGCCGCAGCUCUAGGCUCUCAGUUGGCCCACAAGAUCAGAAAUGCUCUCUCAGUCACGGAAUAUUUCUUGUGGACAGACUCGACGAUUGUUUUGGGGCAAAUCAGAUCAAACCGCAUUAAAUUUGACGUUUUCACCGCGCAUAGAAUCGCUGAGAUUCUCAGACUGACGGACGUUUCGAAAUGGCAGCACGUACCGGGAGCCUCAAAUCCUGCGGACGUUGUAUCGCGUGGUAUGUUGCCCACAGAAUUGAAAAGUUCAUCUAUAUGGUGGACGGGCCCAGAGUUUUUGUUGGGUAAGGCCGAAAACUGGCCUCGAGACCCGUAUAGUGUCACGCUCAUUGCUUCGUCGACUGCCAUUAUCAAUCAGGUCCCAGAAAGUCACAUCCUUGAUACCAUCCUUGAAAGAUCCAGCAGUUAUCUGCGGAUACAAAGAAUCCUAGCAUACGUGCUAAGAGUCCUGACAGGUUCGCCUAGUCGCAUUAGAGGUCCCAUUACAUCCCAAGAACUCCUAAAAUCAGAGCACAAACUAGUAUCUUUUGCACAAGCUCAACACUUGGCAGAAGUGAGAUCAGCCAUUGCCGAUGGCACCAUGUGGACCAGCAGGAGGUUCGCCCAUGUGCGCCACUUGACUCCCUUCAUUGAUGGAGAGGGAAUCAUCAGAGUGGGUGGCCGACUGGCUCAAUCGCCUGCAAACUACGAUGCCCGCCAUCCAAUUCUUCUGCCCAAGUGUCGCCUCGCCACGAUCAUCGCCACCCACACACACAAGAACAACAUGCACGCGGGACCACAACUGCUUCUGGCCACUCUGCGUCAGAAAUAUUGGCCGCUGGGAGGAAGAAAUCUGACCAGAAACGUCGCUCGCUCAUGUGUUGUGUGCUGGAAAACCAAGCCGAUCCGACAGGAGCAGAGAAUGGGAGAUCUUCCCACGAGUAGGACAGAUCACGUGGCUCCAUUCAAAGUGUGUGGCAUCGAUUUCUGCGGCCCAGUCCUCACGCGUCCUAGCUACAAGAGAGGAGGUACAUCAUAUAAGACGUACAUUUGCGCCUUUGUCUGCUUCACGACGAAAGCCAUUCACCUGGAAGUUGUCGGCAGUCUCUCAUCCGAGGGCUUCGUCGCUGCGCUGCGGAGAUUCGCGGCCAGGAGAGCUGCUCCAAGCGACAUCUUCUGCGAUAAUGCCACCAAUUUUCGCGGAGCCAGCGCAGAGUUGGCAAAGUUCCUGCGAGACAUCCAGUCAUCGCCAGACGUUGUUUUAGAGGCAGCUCCCAAGGGCAUCAAUUGGCACUUCGCGCCACCAAGAUCUCCUCAUCAUGGCGGACUUUAUGAGGCGGCGAUCAAGUCCCUCAAACAUCACUUAGCCAGAGAAGUUGGACAGACUAUUCUCACAUUUGAGGAGUUGAACACCAUCGUAGCACAGAUCGAAGCCAUCCUCAAUAGCAGACCAAUCACGCCACUCUCCGAGGAUCCAAAUGAGAUGUUCGCAUUGACUCCUGGUCACUUUUUAGUGGGACGCCCACUGAACGCGCUCCCGGAUCAGACGCUCACAGAUGUUGCGCCAAAUCGCCUCUCCAGAUGGCAACUUUGCCAGAAGAUUCUGCAGCACUUCGCCCAUCGUUGGAGGAAAGAAUAUCUCCAUCUUCUCCAGAAGAGAGUCAAAUGGACGCAGGAAGCGGACAAUUUGAAGAUUGGCGAUAUCGUUCUCAUCGGCGACGAUUCAAUGGCCACACAUCAAGGGCCAAUGGGCAUCAUCGAGGAGCUUCAUCCGGGCAGAGAUGGACGAUGCAGAGUCGUCACGAUCAGGACAGCAAGGGGUAAAUACAAAAGGGCAGUUCAGAGGCUGUCCAAAUUGCCCAUCGAGGGACUCCCGCCCUCAUCAUCGGCCCCCCCAGGAUGUUGA
Molecule: messenger RNA, 5340 nt
Organism: Phlebotomus argentipes
Lineage: Eukaryota; Metazoa; Arthropoda; Insecta; Diptera; Psychodidae
Exons: 1
Coding region: 1-5340 (1779 amino acids)
Biological process (GO): proteolysis; DNA integration
Molecular function (GO): nucleic acid binding; aspartic-type endopeptidase activity
Source: RefSeq, a predicted model, not a curated record